AUGGAGCUUCGAUGCGACCGAAUACUGCAAAGACGCAACGACCUGUUAGCACCCUCAGAGGAAAUUCAGCUUGCAUUUAUUCAGCCCCUGCAGGAACUCAAGUUCCAGAUGACCUUAUUCUUGUCCAUGAGUUCAAAGAUCAUUAUUCCCUUCAGGCGAGGAAGGAGAUGACAGUAGAUGACUUGAAUACCAAAAUCACAGAUUUCUUGAGGAUGACAGCGGAAUGUUUAACCAAGGAAGAAUGGCUGUGGCAGUACCCAAUGUCGACAGAAACCGAGUGAACAGGUUCAGCCCAUAGAUGCCCAGCAGGUAGAUGAGCAGGCGUGCCACGAUACCACAGCUGCAGCCUUUCUCACCUAUUCUGAAAGACCUGUAGGAGAAAGAUAGCAGCAAGAGAGGCUGCUUAUCGAGAUUUCUUGAAUUAUUAAGGUUAUCGAUAUCCAACCCAGAUUUCUCCCCUAAUUGUCUACAUGAUCUAUCUACAAGUGGGGUCAAAAAUCUCGACUGGAUGUCUGAACAGGUGACGAUGGUGCCGAUUGCAAAUUCGGCAAACUUAUACGGUUGAAAUAGUUUACGAUAAGUUUUCGGAGAUUCACUGUCAAGCCACGGUGGAAUUGGGAAUGGAUUCAAGCUUGUCGAAAAGUGACACCUCGCAUCUCACGGUUUUACUGUCCACGUUGCUCCAAUUGCGUACUGCCUCAGUGUUUUCCGCAGACAUGCCCACCAUGUGUACGUGUAUAGCACCGGAUAUUUCACGUCUGAUGACCACACACUCCCAUCAGGCCUAUGCA
Coccidioides immitis RS is the source of this 791-nucleotide messenger RNA. RefSeq lists its product as uncharacterized. The record is from RefSeq and is a predicted model, not a curated record. The transcript is spliced from 3 exons. NCBI's taxonomy places the organism in Eukaryota, Fungi, Ascomycota, Eurotiomycetes, Onygenales, Onygenaceae. Bases 12 to 281 code for a protein of 89 amino acids.